CCUCAGGGCCGCGCUCCUGGGGGCGGCGCGCGGGACCGUGGCGCUUCCGGCAGCGGGAGGCGGCGCCGAGCGGGACCGAGCGGUUCGGGUAGCGGCCGGGGAGGCGGAUCUGGGACGAUGUCUGGGGAAGUGCCACCCAACAUUAACAUCAAGGAGCCUCGAUGGGACCAGAGCACUUUUGUCGGCCGAGCCAAUCACUUCUUCACUGUCACGGACCCCAGGAACAUCCUCCUAACAAACGAACAACUAGAGAAUGCAAGAAAGGUGGUGCAUGAGUACAGGCAAGGAAUCGUUCCUGCUGGCCUCACGGAAAAUGAGUUGUGGAGAGCAAAGUACGUGUAUGAUUCAGCUUUCCAUCCGGACACGGGUGAAAAGAUGAUUCUGAUAGGAAGAAUGUCAGCUCAGGUCCCAAUGAACAUGACCAUCACGGGCUGCAUGAUGACAUUUUACAGGACCACACCGGCUGUGCUUUUCUGGCAGUGGAUAAACCAGUCCUUCAAUGCUGUUGUCAAUUACACCAAUAGAAGCGGAGAUGCUCCCCUCACUGUAAAUGAGCUGGGUACGGCUUAUGUUUCUGCUACAACCGGUGCUGUAGCGACAGCCCUAGGACUUAACGCCUUAACCAAGCGCGUCUCACCACUGAUAGGACGUUUUGUCCCCUUCGCUGCCGUAGCCGCUGCUAACUGCAUUAACAUCCCGCUGAUGAGGCAAAGGGAACUCAAAGUCGGCAUUCCUGUCACUGAUGAAAAUGGCACCCGAUUGGGAGAAUCGACCAACGCUGCAAAACAAGCCAUCACGCAGGUGGUGGUCUCCAGGAUCCUCAUGGCAGCCCCCGGCAUGGCCAUCCCUCCAUUUAUCAUGAACACGUUGGAAAAGAAAGCCUUUCUGAAGAGGUUCCCGUGGAUGAGUGCACCAAUUCAAGUCACGUUGGUUGGCUUUUGUUUGGUGUUCGCAACCCCGCUGUGCUGUGCUCUAUUUCCUCAGAAGAGUUCCAUGCCUGUGACAAGCUUGGAGGAUGAGUUGCAAGCCAGCAUCCAAAGGAGUCAUCCUGAAUUACAGCGUGUGUACUUUAACAAGGGCCUGUGAAGCCAGGAUCAAGCCCUGGAGGCUCCUCCUGCCAUCUGUGAACCUCCCGAAACCACAGCAGUGAGGAAAUCCCAUGUGAUGGGGGCAUUCCCAGUUACAAAAGCCUUUAAAAGAUCUGCAUUAGAGUCAAGCUGCCCCUUGACACAGCACCCAGUGCCAGUCAGGAGCAUGACAUUUGAAUCAUGUUGUAAUUUACAAACAUACCCUUCUGGUAGACUUUAAUGACGCCGUUUUUUUCAAAGCCCUCACCUCGAGCUUUCAAAAGCACUGGUAGGCAUAGCAUAGGUGCUCCAGUUACCAGCUCAGUAAACAUUGGUUGUCAAUGGUUGGAAAGGUCACCCAUUUCAUUCCUACUUUGUUCCACAGAGGCCUCAGCCAUGAACUGGGAAAACACAAAAGGUCUAAGACUAAAUAUACAAGUGUAAAAACUAAGGAAGCUUUGUCUCCAGUUUGGCAGUGGACCAGUCCAAAAUAGAUGGUAACAAAAAUUGAGGUUCAGAGGUAAACACUCCGUCCACAUUCCUGAAGUCAGCCACAGAGCAGGCUAUGAACUCGUCCCUGCAAUUAUCCUGUGUUCACAGUACUGACUUCUCUUGGUUAACUUUUCAGUUUGUCUGGUAUUCUUAUAAAAUUAUUAAUCUGACCUCAAAGGUACUUUAUAAUCAUGAAUUUUCAUCAAAUAAUUAACUGAAAUGCACAAUGCCAGGUUUAGGAUAUAUUCAGUACCAGUGCAGUCUGGUUUGUUGGGUUUUUUAGAUGUGAAACUAUAGUUCCUAGUCCCUAUGUGCCUUUUUCCCCCUUUAUUUCCUUCCUUUUUUUUGUUUUGGUUUUUUUUGUUUGUUUGUUUUGUUUUUUUGCUUUCAUGAAGAUACAAAGAUAAUAAAUGAACAAGUCAGCAACAGUGAAUGUUGUGUUACAUUCCACCCUGUUUGUUUGAAGACCAUGAAAUUACGCAGCAUGUCUGCAUCUCCAUAGUGAUUUUACAUGUUACAUGUUCAGUGUAGCUGAGGUCAUGUUGGAAGUAUGUAGAUGUUCCCUGUCAUAGACAAGCUCCUUGUUACACUGAGUGUAAAUCAUUGUAAUUCAGAGAUUUGUAAGUGAGAAAAAAAAUAUUAGAAACUAUCUAGUUUCUGUAGAUCUUUUUCCUGAUAAUGUGUCCAGAUUGAAUUUCCUCAUAAAGAAAAAAUGGUGUGCCUUGUGUCUGUGUUUCUCUGUUCUCUAAAAGGAUGUAUGGAUCUGAAGCUCCCAUCCCCCCCCCCAUGCUGCUGGAAUCUUCUGUAGUGUUGAAUGCCCAGCCACUUGAAAUGCAAUGGCUUCUUGUGACAUUCUGGCCUUGGACGAGCCUCGUUGCCAUCAUUGCUUCUGUUUAAAUGGUGGUGAGAGCCUGGAGUUCUAGGCAGGGCUCAAAAGAUGCUUAGAGGACAUUUCCGAGCGAAGCUGCAGGCCUUGGGGUCCGCCUCACCCCGCUGGUCACUGAGCUGUUACCCCAGUGUGUGUGGAGCUCUGAGAACGUGGAAACGCAGAUGGGAGACUGACAUACUCCAAGUGUCAGCCCAGGUGUGGUGAGCAGUGAGUAGUGGGUGUGGAGCUGGCUCUUUGAAAUUUGUUUCUAGAAAUUUGGGCUCUUAGUGCUUUUGUAUAGGAAUACUCACUGUGUGGUUUAAUCAUGAUUUAUUUAAAAAAAAAGAAGAAGAAGAAGAAAGACAGAAGAACAAAUGAGUGAAAUUGGCAAUCUUUGCUGAUCUUUUAAAAACACUUCUUUUCUGAAGACAAAGCCACAUGAAGUGCAAUAAGGUUGUAAGGUGACUAGUUAAUAUUUCUCUAAUGUGAGCUAGAGUUGCGUGUGUGACUGACUAGCAGCUAUCAGUAUUAGCGAGGUGUCUUGCCAACGUAAGAGCCAAUGUGUCAUUUCUGUUCAACUGAUGAAGUGUCAAAUAAAUGCAGAAUGAAAAUCAA
Messenger RNA from Peromyscus leucopus (white-footed mouse), 3042 nucleotides. RefSeq names its product sideroflexin 1 (gene Sfxn1). Gene Ontology annotation, molecular function: monoatomic ion transmembrane transporter activity. Gene Ontology annotation, cellular component: mitochondrial inner membrane. The transcript is spliced from 11 exons. The record is from RefSeq and is a predicted model, not a curated record. NCBI's taxonomy places the organism in Eukaryota, Metazoa, Chordata, Mammalia, Rodentia, Cricetidae. The coding region runs from base 118 to 1086 and encodes 322 amino acids. Gene Ontology annotation, biological process: monoatomic ion transport; serine import into mitochondrion.